AUACACAGCAAUGUAGCAUAUAUUAUAGUAGAGUAGUCAAUAAUAGCUUCGAAAUAGCAAGUGUAUUUCGAACCAUUUCGAACAGCGAUUUUAUAAUUAAGCAUUCAAAAUGACUGAAAUGUUUGCAGCGUAUUUAAGACGCUCAUUCCCUGGAAUUCAGAAAUGGGUGUACAACUAUAGUGGAUUUAAUAAAUACGGCUUGCGUCGAGAGGAUAUCAUUCACGAAACGCCAGAUGUGAUAGAAGCGUUGAGACGAAUACAGCUGAGGUCCCCAGAAGUAAUAGAGGAACGCAAUUUUCGUAUUGUCAGAGCUAUGCAGCUGGACUGCGCGAAGAAAUAUUUGCCCAAAGAACAGUGGACGAAACUAGAAGAGGACGAUCUCUAUCUUCUACCUGUACUAAGAGAGGUGAUAAAGGAACGUAAAGAGAGACAGGAAUGGGAAGCUCAGUAAUGAACAAAAUACAGUAGUCUGUACUAAAUAUAAUUAUCCAACAUUUAAUAUAAUUAUCUAAUGAACUGUAAUCCCAGGAUCAUCGAACUGUACAUAUAGAAUAAAAUUCGUUCUUUCGAA
Molecule: messenger RNA, 571 nt
Organism: Ceratina calcarata
Lineage: Eukaryota; Metazoa; Arthropoda; Insecta; Hymenoptera; Apidae
Product: cytochrome b-c1 complex subunit 7
Exons: 4
Coding region: 110-451 (113 amino acids)
Biological process (GO): mitochondrial electron transport, ubiquinol to cytochrome c
Cellular component (GO): respiratory chain complex III
Source: RefSeq, a predicted model, not a curated record